AUGGUGGAACUGUGCGAAUUGCACAUGAUGCCUGAAGAGGACCAGUGGCCCGAUGACAUCGACGCCCGCAUCGCAGCGCUCAACUUCUGCGGCGAGGAUUCGAUGCUCUUCGAGAGCAUUGAUCCCUCGGUGUCAACGGAUUCUCUCGAUUCUCAACAGUUCCGAGAGAGGUGUCAGGUGAAGAAAGAAGAUUUUCAAUUAGCAUUCGCGGAUUCCGGGCAUUGGCAAUCCGGAAUCAAUGACAAUCUGACGACUUGGGGCCGCAUCCGAACAUCCGAACCUCUGGACGAACGGACUGCCAGUGCUCCGGAUGUGUGGAAUACGAAGAAGAGCGAUAGUGCCCGUUCCCCCAACCGUCCCAAUUCACUUAUUGCCAACUUUGUAUCUGGAGAUGCCACCCGAUUCGUGGAUGUUAACGACAAUGAGAUCAGAGAAGCGAAAGAGGAAUUGGAAGUGAUUCGGAAAGAUCGCUGGAAGAGAGAUUCGGCCAGAAGGUGUUCAUCCGGAGGCAAGCAGAAAAGGACAUUUGCUGAUAUUCUGGAAAAGAACGGCGAUGAAAAAGAGAAGGAAAACGCGCCGAAGCUGGACUUUUUGGCAAUGCAUCAUGAGGUCAGUUCUGGGCGAUCGUGAGAAAGUGUACCAAAAAAGGAACGGGUAGAUUGUGUCGGUUGGUGCGAGAGAACAGAUGUGUAGACUGCGAUGAAGGUAGAUGUAAAUAGACACGAAAAAUGUUUGCGGGUAUUUUCUGGAACAAUAACAGUCGCAUUGGCUUGUGAAGAAGCGCGAUAUCCCGCAGGUUCGGAAAAGAAACAUUCAUCUGACAUAAUCCAUUCGGCCGAACUUUUUAUCGGUUUCUUUUUUGUGUCAUCGCCGCUGCCGCAGUCACUUAUCAAAGCAGCAUUCGGUCGUAUUGAUCGGUGUGUUCUCUUCAGAAUGUUUGAUUGUUCAGAUGCCGUCUCUUUGCGAGUCAUUCACUGCUUCGUUCCGCGAUGCCAUUGUCAAAACACAGAAGGAAGCGCUUCCUUCGAUCACUUCAACCGCCGACUUCCCACUCUUCUUCCAAGUAACAUUUUCCCAAUGAAUGUUCAUUCAUACAAAGUGUGCUUUGCAGGAAGAUUCUCCUGAUUCGGGACUCGGCUGCAGCGGUCCGAGUCACAUCGAAGACUGGCAAUCCCUUUCCGUUCUUCUGCCCAAGUGAGUCGUUUGCCUUUGUCCCAUCCAUCCAUUCUUCCCUCUUCUUCUCCUUCUUCCUCUUCUUUUUCCGGCUUAAUCUUGAGAUUAUUUCGCGCUCUCCUCACCCUCCUCAUACAUUAUUCAAAAAGAGAGACGCAGGUUUUCGAAUUCGCCCCGCUAACCCGGUCGAUAUUAUCGAGGAAAGGAGGUUGACGAGCGCGCGAACUUCUCUUUUCGCCGAAAAGAAAAAACGCAGAAUCCAAUGGAUAAAAAAAAGGUUUUCCUUUUUCAGACACGUAGCAGAAGCGUGCUCAUUCUUCAAAAGCAAUGCUCAGUUGCUCGUCUCGAGCUCUUCGAAGUGUGCUCCUGCGACGACUUCAUCGACCGCCGUGUCAAACUGCAUCGACCGUCGUAUCACUGGCAUUUCAGCUUCUGCGAACGAAGCUUGCCGGACAUGCUAUCGCGUUCGGAGGAGGUACGAUUUUAUGAUCGAAAGCAGUUGCUCCGUUUCUAAUUGACACCGCAUGGAUAACAUUCAUGACCACUCGUAAACUAUUCACUUAGUGGCGUCUUCAAAGUGUCUCUCACUAAAUAAUACAACUUUUAUUUUCUGACAGUGAGCUCUAAAGAAUAUAGCUUAAACUUGCGGAGAGCAUAACUAUUCGGAAAGAAUCUCAAUGUUUCAUUCCAGAAUACAUCCUCCAAUCUGGGCCCAAACUGCGCAAACAAAGACGGUGCUUUGCGACUGCGCGGCGAAUCCCACGGACACUAAUUUCUCAUUCGCUCCCACAACGUAAGCCCAUUUGCCCACGACGACCCCAUCAAUCUUUCUCUGCGCACUCACCCUCAAUUCAUCUCAUUUCAGCUCGACGACCCGCCAUCAACUGCGCGCGCAAGAGCUCUCGAUUGUCGGAUUGCCGAUUUACGCGGCGAAGCGGACACUCGUGGAGAAAGUGGUCGAAGGAGUCGCAGCCAUUUCCAGAGGAGAGGGGUCCGACAUGCUCAUCAUGUGAGGAUGGGAAUGAGGGAAUCUGAUAGUGAUGAGGGAUUGUUUCAGUGCGAUGAGAUGUCUGAUCGAAGACGGACUGGAAGAGGGUGUCUCCCCGUGGACGAUGAUUCGGACUGUCACUUCGAAGGGCCCCGCCACGAAAGAUGUGCAUUCGAUUGUGAAGCAGUUGGAUGAGUGUUCGAAAAGUGAUUAUGUGAAAGUGGAAAUCUUCUUCGAGGAGCUUAUCAGGUAAGCAAGCAUCUGAUAAAAGAAAAGACCGUUGUUUGAUUGCAGAGAGAACUCACUCGACUGCUGGCUCUGCUACAUCGUGCUCAAGGAGAAGGUCCUCAAGCAGUUGUACACGGACAAUUCGUUCCUGGUUUCAGCGAGCGCCGAGUACAGAACCUUGCUGUGGAGAAUGGUCGACAGCCUUUCUUUGUUGCCAGGUUUAAAUUUGGCGCUAGAUAAGUGUAAAUUAUUCCAAUUCAGUGAUCGAAGCUCGCAGCGACUCUAGCAUGCAGCCGCACUACACGAAGUCAAUGCAGCAAUGGGGAGGAGCGUCGCGCAUCGCCUCCGAUUCCCGUGUCCCGAAAAGCUCGUCAGUUCCGGCAAGACUUGCAGUGAACCUUCCGAGACCUUCGAGGAUUCCAUUGUCCACCAGGUGAGCAUGCAGAACCUCCAGAAUUCCACGUGCAUUUUCUGUUUUCAGUCGCAUGAGCAUCACUUCGACUGUCUCCACACCCCGCUCUCCGUCCACUUACACUCGGAUCCGCAUGGCUUCCGUGAUGGGCUCGUUCACACUCGCCAAUUUCUCCCUUUCGGACGGAGAAAAAGUGCGUGUGCUGUCGACCCGCGGAGGCCUUGCCCGUUGUGUCCGUCUGGCCACUUCCCACUCUCAGAUCAACAACGGUGUCGUUCCAAUCGAACACCUCCUGUUCCAGUAA
Molecule: messenger RNA, 3105 nt
Organism: Caenorhabditis sp. 36 PRJEB53466
Lineage: Eukaryota; Metazoa; Nematoda; Chromadorea; Rhabditida; Rhabditidae
Source: the annotation of a GenBank genome assembly